GAUUAAUCAAUUUUGAGAAUUAUAACAAAUUUCAUUGUGGUUUUCACAGCUGUUCUAAGGAGCGGGAAGUAAAACCUUUCGCUUGAUAUAUAAAGUUCACCCACAUGUCUUUUACUUAUUUUUUUAAAAAUAGUUGUAGUUAUGUAUGGCGACAAUUGGUACACCCACCCUACAUCAGCACAUGUACACAAAUCCGGUCAAUGAAAUUUCGAACGACUAUUCUUUCGAAAAUCAUCGAGUUAAUCGCAAGGUAUGCCGCAAAACAGUUGAUCAAAUUCCUAUGGAGCUUUUUGCUCUCGCUAUAUAAUUUUUUUUUUAAAUCUAUUAUUUAUUUGGAAGGCUCAUUUGCCGUGAAAUCCGGCUAUAUAAUUCUGGCACAGAAAGAUAUAAAAUUAUAAAACUUAAGAAUCUUUUUUAGAAUGACAGAAAAAUCAACUACGCAUUCCAUUGAAAGUAUUAGGACAAAACUUAGGCAACCUUCGCACUCACAAUAGAGAUUGCAUUAAAGAAAUAUUUUUAUAAUCCUCGAAAGAUCUUGUUCCAUUUAUUUUUUUGGCGAUUUCAUAAGGAUCAUCGGAAAACUCUUUUGUGCCUGCUUUAGUUAGAAUUUAUUUUUAAGGAUAAAAAAAAUAGAUUUAGAAACCAGUUCGUAUCAGAAAACAUUUCUUUUGCAGCACAAUUCAGAUCGAUUUGGUUGCUUCUCAAGUCUCAUGGAAUUUAUGACUCAUAAAAAACACUUUAGGAUUCAUUAUUGAUUAUGACAAAAUUUCGUGGAAUUUAUUCCACAUCUAAAGAGUUUCAACAAUUUCAAGUUUCAAAAAAAUCGAGAUCUUUAUGCAUUAAGUAAACAUGGAAAUGCUUGAAAACUUUCAGAAAUAUACUCAUAUCGAAUUACAUUUAUAGAUAAUUCGAAGAAGAUUCUUGAAUCUUAGAUUACACACUUAUCCACAUUUAGUAACAUGGAGAAGACAAGUUGACACAGACACAGCGUUUUGAAGCAAUCACAGCAUCAUUGGAAAUCAAUUGUAUUAUUCGCGAUUUUUUAUAUUAGUUAUAGGACGAAUGAGCGAUAAACUUAGUCAAACAAUUUCUAUUGCAAUCCAUGCGCACAAUGCUUUAAAUCGCCUUUGAAAAUUACAUCCCACCAGCUGGUGCCAUGGCCCCCCCUAGACCGAGACUCUAGUUACGCCUAUGGUAAUAAGAUGGGUAUGAUUUUAACUUUCAACCGAUCAAAUUUUCACAAUAACACUAGCGUCGUCGAGCAGAUGAGUUUCGAAAUAAUAUGAUCCAUAAUCAUAUGGUUUUGACCCCUAAAACAUUCUGAAGAAGUCAGCAACUUUCUAAAAUUUACGGAUUCCACAAUAUAUAACCCAACGAGUAUUUUUAUAUACAUUAGCGCUGCCAAGCGGGUGAGUUUUAAAAUAAUGUGAUCUGCAGCAGUUUCGUUUUGUGCUCUUGAACAAAUUUGUGGAAAACUACAACUUUCUACAUCUUAUGGAAUCCACAAUAGCUAAGCAAACAAGUAUUCUCAUAUACACUAGCUCCGUCAAGCGGAUAAGUUCCGAAAUAAUAUGAUCUGCGACAGUUUCGUUUUGACCUCUUGAACAAAUUUGUAGAAGACGGCAACUUUCCAAAAUUUACGGAUUCCACAAUAUCUAACCCAAGGAGUAUUCCCAUAGCGCCGCCAAGCGGAUGAGUUCCGAAAUAAUAUGAUCAGCAACAGUUUCGUUUUGACAUCUAGAACAAAUUUGUAGAAGACGGCAGCUUUCUAAACCUUACGGAUUCCACAAUAUCCAACCUAUCGAGUAUUUCCAUAUACACUAGCGCCGCCAAGCGGAUGAGUUCUGAAAUAAUAUGAUCUGUGGCAGCUUCAUCUUGACCUCUUGAACAAAUUUGUAGAAGACGGAAACUUUCUACAUCUUACGGAUUCUAAAAUAUCUUGGUUAGCACCAACCACGCAAUUUGUAUGAAAAUCACAACUAGCUCUGACGUUUUGAGGUCUCCAGAGGUCAUUUUUGGUCUCAACAUCUCAGACAAAUCUUACAGGACGGAAAAAUUUGUGAGUCCCAAAAUUGUUCGAAUCGGUGCACUAACGGCUGAGAUAUAGUGAUUUGAAAAUAGCGUUCCGACUUUUUUCGAGGCUUGGUCGUUCGUGUAAGUAAAACUUAUCUCAGUUGGAGUAGUGUUAAUGGCUUCUGCACGGGAUGUCACACAUUUCUUUGUCAUCAGUUUCUUGAUAUUUUCUUGCUUUUCGUUCCCGGAGAUGUUGGAUCCAAAGUGUCAUGUCAAAACAUCCUACUUCUAGCGCACCGUAUUUUAUCCUUACAACUUUCGAAUUCCUCUAGAGUUUCAUGUUGCUUCCUUCGAGUACCAUCGGCCCCCUUUUCAGGUUCAUUCGCGGUGGAUGAAUCUGAGGCAUUUGUGGCAGAUAACGAUUCACUGAAAGGCGGGCCGUACUGAGCUUCGGCUGCAGAAGAUACUGCUCUUCUUUGGUAGUUCAUUAGCUCAGAAAGUAAUACUCUAUUCUUGCGUUCUGGGAGGUGUUGGUUCGAUUCCCUCCGGUAGAAAGUGGAUUUCUCGUUUUCAGUAUCAUUUUCCAUAUAGUACAUAGUAAGACUCAGCAGCAUCGUACAUCAUGCGAGGAAGCAAAAACGAUUACAAUGAAUGGGAACGAUUUGUGCGUUGAAUAAUUAUGGGUGGAAUAAAUGUAUUCUGUUAAAGAAUACUCAUUCAAGACACACAGAACAGCCAUCCGAAACCAACAGGAAGGAAUAUAUUGAAUACGGUAGAGUGUAGCUUACUAUGGAAGGAGAAAUACGUAGUGCUGAGACAUUCUUGAAUUUUAAGAAAAAUGCAAAAACUUAUCACAUAAUUAUCAAAAAUGCAUUUGUUGUAUCAUUGCAUUAAAAAUAGGAGACCGAUGUAAAAUGUAAGGUGAUAAAAAGCACGAGCAAAGGAAUUAAAAAAAAUGCACGAUUGAACAAAAAUCAUCGAAAUAGACAUUAAGCACGAAUCUUCACUAGGGAAGCACACAAUUUAAUGGAAUAUUUCAACGGAAGACAAUGAAGCACAAUUUUCAAAACACAAAUUAUUCAAGUUUCAUAAGAGACAAUCCAUUUAAACAAUAUUAGCUUGUUCUAGAUUGUCGAAUUACAUUCCACCAUGAUACGGACUGAAGUUGAUUGGCAAUAUAGAGCGGAGCGUGCGAAUGAUUCGAGCCUUAGUAUAGUGAACGGAACUUAUUGGCCAAGAGGAAAAAUGCUUGGUGGAUCCAGUGCAAUUAAUGGUAUGAUGUACGUGCGAGGAAACCAAAACGAUUACGAUGAAUGGGAACAGCUUGGCAACGCUGGUUGGGGCUGGAAUGAUGUUUUAAAAUAUUUCAUCAAAUCGGAAGACAACCAAGAUCCGGAAACUGUUGGAAGUUAUGGAGGAAAAUAUCACGGAGUUGGAGGAUACCUGAGUGUUGAAAAUUAUGAAGGAAUGAACGUGUUCAAUGAAAUACUCAAACAAGCUACGAUCGAGGCUGGUCAUAAGCAGUUGAUAGAUCUGAACGGAGAGGAGCAUAUUGGCUACGGUAGGGUGCAGUUCACUGCAGAAGGAGCUGUACGCUGUAGCACCGCGAAGGCAUUUUUGAAUUCCAUUAAAAAUCGAAAAAAUUUGCACAUUAUUAAGAAUGCCUUCGUAGUGUCAUUACAUUAUGAAUCAGAAAAUGUAGUACGAGGGGUUGAUAUGAUUGUUGAUAAUCUGUAUCCGUUGAGGGCUAUGGCAUCCAAGGAAGUUAUUUUGUCUGCAGGUGCAAUCAACACUCCUCAGUUAUUGAUGUUAUCUGGCAUAGGCAGACGUAAUGAUUUGACAUCACUGGAUAUACCUGUGAGGUCGGAUCUAAACGUCGGAGGAAAUUUACAAGACCACGUGUUUGUACCAUUAUUUUUUGGAAUUGGUAAAUCGAUCACCAACAUUACAGAGAUCAGGGAAGAAGUGUUAGUGAGAUUGCUUGAUUUCACUAUACGCAAUAGAGAUACGUUUAUCUACCUCAACAGAAUUGAUGAUGUUAUGGGAUUCGCAAACACGAAAAAUAGUAGGGCGAUGUUUCCAGAUGUGCAAUUUAUCAACAUGUUCAUCCCAAAAAUGGAUGGUGAUUCUGUGCAAUAUUACGCAGGGAUGGGAUAUCAGAAAAAUGUACUGGAUUCAAUCAGGAAGUACAUUCAAGAUCGUGACAUAGCCGUAGUUUGGAUAGUUGCCAUUGAUCCAAAAUCACGUGGGCGACUCCAGCUCAAAACAUCUAAUCCGUACGACCAUCCGAAAAUUGAAACAGGGUACUUUCAAAACCCUGAUGAUUUGGAUGUGAUUCGGGAGGGUAUUCGAAUACAACAAAACCUGUUUAACACGGAAAUCUUCGAAACCUUCGACACGAAUUUGUUGAGAAUAGACAUUACUGAGUGUGACGUAUGGGAGUAUAAUUCGGAUGAUUUCUGGGAAUGUUAUAUCAGACAUAUGAGCACUGCUAUUUAUCACCCAAGCGGCACAGUCAAAAUGGGACCAUGGAAUGAUCCGGAGGCUGUUGUUGAUUCGCAAUUAAGAGUCUACGGAAUCGACCGUUUACGAGUGAUUGAUGCCAGCAUUAUGCCGACGGUAACUAGUGGAAAUACCAAUGCGCCGACCAUUAUGAUUGCCGAGAAAGGUUCUGAUAUAGUUAAAAAUCAGUACAGCUAAUAGUAUGGAAU
Molecule: messenger RNA, 4724 nt
Organism: Armigeres subalbatus
Lineage: Eukaryota; Metazoa; Arthropoda; Insecta; Diptera; Culicidae
Product: glucose dehydrogenase [FAD, quinone]-like
Exons: 1
Coding region: 3163-4713 (516 amino acids)
Molecular function (GO): oxidoreductase activity, acting on CH-OH group of donors; flavin adenine dinucleotide binding
Source: RefSeq, a predicted model, not a curated record